Esox lucius (northern pike) is the source of this 3607-nucleotide messenger RNA. RefSeq names its product gigaxonin (gene gan). The record is from RefSeq and is a predicted model, not a curated record. Bases 300 to 2135 code for a protein of 611 amino acids. Gene Ontology annotation, biological process: cytoskeleton organization. The transcript is spliced from 12 exons. Gene Ontology annotation, molecular function: protein binding. Lineage: Eukaryota; Metazoa; Chordata; Actinopteri; Esociformes; Esocidae.
GGGCGUGAAAUGGGCGUCUCCACAAUAUACCGUACAUGACAGGACUCUACUUCGAAGAAGAACAUUUCAGAUCCACCCUUCUUGAGAUACGUAUUCUAAUCUGUGCGAAAAGGUUAACAAAACAGUAUUGCCACAUGGACACAUUUUUUCUCAUAUCAAUAAUUGCUCCAAGAAAAGGACUGUAAACGUAUUUGCACGGGCUUGACUUAUUAAAUGGAAGGCCGAAAAGCUUUACGCAUACAGAAUUAUCGCUUUCUACCUUUGAUUUGUGUUGUAUUGUAGUCUAUGCGAGGUAAACAAUGUCCAGCACUAAAUCAGAAGUUAGCGCUUCAGGGUCGGUUGUCUCGGACCCUCAACACUCUCAGAAACUUCUCAAGGCCCUUCGCUCGUUCUGUCAAGAACAAUCCUUCCAAGAUGCAGUGUUAGUGCUGGACGGGGAACAGAUUCCAGUCCAGAAAAACAUUUUGGCGGCGGCUAGUCCAUAUAUCAGGACAAAGCUGAAUUACAACCCUCCAAAGGAAGAUGGUUCCAUGUACACUAUUGAGCUACAGGGAAUCUCUGUUACUAUCAUGAAGAAGAUUAUGGAGUACAUUUAUUGUGGGGAGAUCAGUCUCAAUGAGGACACCAUUCAGGACAUGGUGCAGGCUGCUGACCUCCUGCUCCUGACAGACCUGAAGUCCUUGUGUUGCCAGUUCCUGGAAAGCUGCAUCGCUGCAGAGAACUGCAUUGGAAUACGUCUCUUCUCUCUACAUUACUGCCUGCACCAUGUUCACCAUGUUGCCACAGAAUUCCUCCAGACGCAUUUCCGUGACGUGGCAGCCACGGAGGAGUUUAGUGAGUUACCCGUAGACCGGCUGUGUGAGAUCCUGUCCAUGGAGAAGCUCAAUGUGGGCAAUGAGAAGCAUGUUCUGGAGGCUGUGGUGCGUUGGCUCAGCCAUGACCUAGAAGAACGACGGGUGCACAUGAAGGAGGUGAUGGCAUCUGUGUGGAUCCAGGGGCUGGACCAGAGCUACCUGAGAGAGCAGAUGUUGGGAGAGCCUCUGAUGAGGGAGGUGGUCAGGGAGUACUGCAAUGCUCCACUAGGUGACACACCACUGCAGGGCGAGGCUCUCCUAGCUGCCUUCAAACCCCGUGGCUACUCGGAGUGCAUCGUCACUGUGGGGGGGGAGAUGAGAGGAACACGGAAGCUGUCAGCGGUGGCACGCUGUAUGUGUCCACUCUAUGACCCAAACCGCCAGCUGUGGAUUGAGCUGGAGCCAAUGAGCAUUGGGCGAAUAGGGCAUGGAGUGCUUGCAGCAGAGGGCUAUCUCUUUGUGAUGGGUGGCAUGGAUGAAACCAAGACUGUCCUGAGCAGUGGAGAGAAAUAUGACCCAGAAACAAACACUUGGAGCCCCAUUCCUUCCAUGAAACAGGCGAGGCAGAACUUUGGUGUCGCAGAGCUGGAUGGGAUGAUCUAUGUGUUGGGAGGAGAGAAUGAGGACUUGGAGCUCCUGACUGUGGAGGUGUUUGACCCUCACUUACACACCUGGACGUCCCAAACCAGCAUGACCAUGGUCCGCAAGAUUGGCUGCUAUGCCACCAUGAAAAAGAAGAUCUAUGCCAUGGGUGGUGGGUCGUAUGGAAAGCUGUAUGACUCAGUAGAAUGCUAUGAUCCAAAGACACAGCAGUGGACAGCCAUCUGCCCUUUGAAAGAGAGAAGGUUUGGCUCAGUGGCAUGUGGUGUGGGUCAGGAACUAUAUGUGUUCGGAGGCGUGAGGAACCGUGACCUGGACAACCUAGAAUCCAGCCCCAUGACCACUUGCAAGUCUGAGUUUUUUCAUGAUGAAAUGAAAAGGUGGAUAUACCUGGAUGAUCAGAAUCUCUGUGUUCAGACUAGCUCCUCCUUUGUGUACGGUGCGGUCCCAAUUGGAGCCAGCAUCUAUGUAGUGGGAGACCUAGACACUGGUACGGCUUAUGACUACGUGAGGGAGUUCCGCCGCAGCUCGGGGACGUGGCACCGCACCAAACCCAUGUUGACAGCUGACCUGUGCAAGACUGGCUGCGCUGCGCUGCGCAUCGCUAACUGCAAACUGUUCCGUCUGCAGCUGAAGCAGGGUCUGUUUAGACUUGGUGUCCCAUCCGCCCAGCACAUUUAGCUGCUCUGUCUCCACAUUCACACUCAUUCUUUGGCUAUGGGCACAGCAAUGGGACAUUAGAAUCGAGGUUACAGACAGGACCAUCCAGAGAGGACCUUGGAAGUCAUCAUCGGUGUAUCUUGGUGACUUUUUUUAGGGUGUUAUUGUUUGUGUGGGCUCAUGCCUUUAAAGGGAUGGCUUUUUUUGUUUUUGUUUACUACUGUAGGUUUAGCUGCUUUUCGUGGUUUAGUGCAUUGAAUGCCAUGUUUAAGGGGAGAAAAGCAAUAACGCAGUAGUAGUGUAAUUUUUGCUGCCAGGUCUACCAUUUUAUCAGCAUUUUUUCCAAAUUAGUCACUGAAGGACAGCUAGAUACACAAAGAGAAUCUCAAAAGAACAAAUGCUGUUUUCAUUGUAACUUUAGCUAAGGGACUUGUGCCUAUUAUGACAACUAGAGAUCUGCAGGGGCUGUGUACACUGGCAGACCCUUUAUUAUCUUUUUAAUUCAUUGAUAAUUUUACCAAUUAUUUCAGCUCUGAAAAAGUGAUAGGAUCUAAAGAAUCUAAUCACCUAAACACCUUUUUCAGAGCUGAAAUUAUUGGUCCAAAUACCUAAGAAUUUAAAAGAUAAUGUAUAUGCUAGUAUAAACACAGCUACGGAGACUUAUACAAGAAGUUGUUCCUUAGCUAAGGGACUUGUGGCCUGUAAAAUAAUAUAAUCUUAACAAAAAAGGUUUUAACUUAAAGGAGACUGUUUUUAUAGAACGCUUUUACUCAUAUUACCUCAAAUUGACACUGGUGACACCGCUGUUUAGUGGAUGUAGAGUUUUACAUUAACCAAACAAAUGUAUGCGUGUUUUGGGUGUUUCUCUUAAGUUUGAAGAUGUAUUUUGCUGUUGGCCUUUGAACUGUCUGUCGAGUCGGUGUAGACUAUUCUAUUGAGUUAUAGAUGUUGCUGGCCAUCCCAAAUUAAAGUAAAUGCAUCACAUAGACAUUACUUAACACCAAGAAACAUUAAGCGUUGCAUUCACACAUACUUGAUGCCUUUAUGCAGCUAACAGAGCUCAGGGUAAUUAUGAAAAGCACGAACGGUACAUUUAAAACCAGGUACUAUACCCAACCACAAUAUUAAUGUAACAUGCUAUACAUUGUUACGAUGAAUUGCUGAGACACUCUACAUAUUCCAUAGUGACCCUUACCAGUUUAUAGUAAACACUAUCUUGAUUCUAGUCAACCUAACAGGGCUUUCACAAAACAUGGCCCAUUGUGUAGCUAUCAAAACACUUUUAUGCAGUUUGUUCACUGAGUUCUGAAAUAGUACCAGUAAAUGUGUUUGUUAACCAAAAGGGAGAUGAGAGCCGCUUUUCAAAGCUGUUUGUAUUUUUGUAUUCAAUUAUGUGCAGUAGCAAUGAAGCUGUCAUGGAAUUAGCACACUAAAGUGUCUUUGGUUUAAUUAAUUCAUUUAAUUCAUUAAACUCAACUCUGUCUGGGCAACUC